UUCUCUUGUUUUUGUUUUAGAGCUUUGGUAAAGCAAGUAUGUUCCAACUUGUGCAACGGUGCUGCUUCAAGCCGCCUUUCAAGUUGCAGCUCCAGAAGUUAACUGGUUCCAGACUGCUGCACUUUGGGAAGAAUAAGACAAGUUGCUCUUUUCCUCUCAUCUUCCAUCUGCACAGAGAUGUUUCUCUUCUUUCAAGAUCUUCAAGCUUCAACCGAACAUCGAUAUAUGCAGCUAAGCUCCAGGCAUUUCACACAUCGAUCCCCCUCCUAAAGAAAAAAAAGAACCAAGAACCCGAGAACCAAGACCUGGACCCGCUGCGGUACCGCCUGGCUUCGAUAAAGGAUUCUCCAAAGCCAGCCCUUUACUUGAGCCUUGCAGGGCUAAUUCCAUUUGUUUCUGUGCCGCUGGCAAUGGCUGUCCAAGGGACCUACUACCCCGAGCUGGCAUUUGCUCAGAUUACGUACGGUGCUAUCGUCGUUUCCUUCCUAGGAGGAAUCAAGUGGGGAUUUGCUAUCCCAGAGAACAGUCCCGCCAAGCCCGACUGGCUGAACCUGGCCAACAGUGUCGUUCCCCCUUUGUUUGCCUGGCAGGUCUUCCUUUUUGAAAAUGUCACCCAUGGUGCAGUACUGCUUGUCAUGGGUUUAGGGAUAGCGCUGCAUUAUGACCUGGGCCUUCUUCCUACUUACCCUGCUUGGUUUAAGGCACUCAGGGUGGUGACAACACUGGUGGCAGUAGUGUCACUACUCGCCACUGCAACACUCAAGAUGAUUGCUUCAGAGAACCAGCUAAUAAACAGCACAGAUCGAUGGAAGAGCACAAAAUAAGAUCAGGAGAAAGAGAUAUUUAUUUGUUAAAUCAUUUGUACUAAGAUUUGGGUGGGGAGCAAUGUGCAAGGUGCUUGUAUAGGAAGUAAACAGCUUAGCAAGGUUAGCAUGGAAGGAGGGUAAAUAAUGGUAAUUUUUUUCCAAGGCAGGCAUGAAUCUGUCCAUAUCUGUAACAUCUCAUUCACUCUUGACUGAGAUGUUACGGCCCUAGGAAUUUGAAAGGGAGGUUUGUCCAAUGUUAGUAGAAACUGUAUUAUUGAAGUAUCAGUCUUAACUGUAAUACGUAGUGCUCUGCUGGGGGUAGAACAAGCCUGGACUCGCAAAAAUGAUGGAGGGAGCAGGUAGUCUUCAGAAGAAGCUCUAAAGACAAAAGCAACAUGAAGCACCUCUUGUUCCCUGAGAAGACACAUCUGACUUCAGUAUAGUUUAUUAUUUAGGGAAAUGGAAGAGAUGUAGAUACAGGUUCAGCAUUUCUGUUUUACAGACAUGAGGCAAUGCAGUGAGGCAGUAGUCAGGUAACGGGACAGGCAAGGUAGGGCACUGCUUGUUUCUAGCAACAAGCCAAGAGCAAGGAGGGGGUGCAGUGACAAGAAAAGGUCACUAUUUAUCUUGGGUAGUUCAUCCAGCAGUUGUGAUCAAGUAUGGAAAGCUAGAAGAGAAAGCUUACAUUUGUAUAUUUUGUAAGGUACUAUCAGAGACAAAAUAAUUAGCUUUCUGCAUAGACUCAUCUAAAUAAUGUCCAAUCCAUCUCUUUCUAGAUUCUGUUCAGACUUAGCUAGGUAACCCUAAGAAACCUGCAUUUAAAGCCACAUUUAUAUAUGGCUGUAUAGCUGUAAAGAACUAUUGCAUUCCUGAAUGAAAGCACUAUUCAGUGCUGCCUACUGUGAUAUGAAACAGAGAAAAUGGGACAUGAAAGUAG
Nothoprocta perdicaria is the source of this 1743-nucleotide messenger RNA. It is a transcript of the gene TMEM69, whose product is annotated as transmembrane protein 69. NCBI's taxonomy places the organism in Eukaryota, Metazoa, Chordata, Aves, Tinamiformes, Tinamidae. The transcript has 2 exons. The coding region runs from base 39 to 824 and encodes 261 amino acids. The record is from RefSeq and is a predicted model, not a curated record.